Austrofundulus limnaeus is the source of this 2871-nucleotide messenger RNA. RefSeq names its product sorting nexin-14. The record is from RefSeq and is a predicted model, not a curated record. Gene Ontology annotation, molecular function: phosphatidylinositol-3,5-bisphosphate binding. Lineage: Eukaryota; Metazoa; Chordata; Actinopteri; Cyprinodontiformes; Rivulidae. Gene Ontology annotation, cellular component: late endosome. Gene Ontology annotation, biological process: autophagosome maturation.
CCACAGGCCCACACUGCUCCUGGAGAACUACCAGCCCUGGUUGGACCUGAAGGUUUUCUCCAAGGUGGACUCUUCAGUCACAGAGGUGUUUGAGCUGGUUCUGGAGAAGUUCGUGUUUCCCUGGUACCGGGAGAUCACGGACGACGAGGCGUGUUUGGAUGAAGUCAGGACCUCGUUUCGUUUCUUUGCCUCGGUGCUCGUCCGCCGAGCGCAGAAGGUGGACCUCACGGCUGUGUUUGCAGACAAAGUGAUGAAGACGGUGAUGAAGCACAUUGAAAUUAUUUCGAAAGCUCGGACCAAAGUCGGGGUCGGGGACAGUUUGGAGCAGGUGGGUCUGCAGGAGUACGGCUCAGACCUUCAUGUGGCCCUGCAGAGCCGCAGAGACGAGCUGCUCUACCUGAGGACCCUGACAGACCUGCUGUUCCCCCACCUCCUACCCCCUAAAGCCACUGACUGCAGGUCUCUGGCUCUGCUGCUGCGGGAGGUGAUGGCCGGGUCUGUCGUCCUUCCGACCAUGGACUUCCUGGCUGACCCAGAUACUGUGAACCUGAUGGUGCUUAUAUUCCUCGAUGACACUCCGCCUGAAGCAGCCACAGAACCUCCGUCUCCACUGGUUCCCUUUCUGCAGAGAUACGCUAACGUCAGCAACAAGAAGCUGUCUGUGCUGAAGCUGGAGCUGAAGGAGAUCCGGGAGCAGCAGGACCUUCUGUUCCGCUUCAUUAACUUCCUGAAACAGGAAGGAGCCGUUCACGUCCUGCAGUUCUGCCUCGCCGCAGAGGAGUUCAACGAUAAGAUUCUGAGUCCAGAACUGAGCGACUCGGAGCUGCAGCGCCUUCAUGGUGACGUGGUCCACAUCUACCAGACCUACUGCCUGGAGGAGAGCCUGGACAAGAUCCGCUUCGAGUCCUUCAUCGUGGAGGAGCUCAGGAACAUCUCUAAAGGUCCUUACAUGGAGGUGGUGAAGCUCCAGAAGAUGCCGUGUCUCUUUGAGGCCUACGAGCACGUUCUGUCUCUGCUGGAGAACGUCUUCACUCCCAUGUUCUGCCACAGUGACGAGUACUUCAGAUACCUGCUGAAAGGAGCAGAAUCUCCUGCAAGAAACUCCAGAAUCAGCAGGAACCCGUCCAAACGAGGCGAGACAUUUGGAAUCAGCAGAAUCGGCAGUAAAAUCAAAGGUGUGUUCAGGAGCACCACCAUGGAGGGCGCCAUGCUGCCACCCAGCGCCGCCAACGACAUCGAUGACGACAUGGUGGAGGAGGCCAUGAUGGUCUUGGAGGACGACUGUGUCCCCGAGCCGAGCAGCGCGCUGGUGAAGCAGAGGAACCUGCAGGCGUGGAGCGUCUCCAUCCCGUCCAUCAGCUUCAGCGAGGACGUGGUUAAGAGGGAGAAGAUCCCGGUCUUCUCCUUGGAGGUGGAGCGUAAUGACAGGAAGAACAUGGGUCAUGAAACUGAGCGGUGGCUGAUUGACAGGAGGUACCUGGAGUUCUACGUUCUGGAGUCCAGACUCACUGAGUUCCACGGCACGUUUGCAGACGCACAGCUUCCAUCCAAAAGAAUUAUUGGACCAAGAAAUUAUGAGUUCCUGGAAUCAAAGCGAGAAGAAUUUCAGGAAUAUUUACAGAGGCUCCUGCUCCACCCGGAGCUCAGUAACAGUCAGCUGUUGGCCGACUUCCUGUCUCCAAACAGCGUGGAGUCUCAGUUCCUGGACAAGAUGCUGCCGGACGUCAACCUGGGUAAAAUUUUCAAGUCUGUUCCAGGGAAACUGAUGAAAGAGAAAGGACAGAACCUGGAGCCGUUCAUCCAGUCCUUCUUCAACUCAUGCGAGUCGCCCCGACCCAAACCGAGCCGAGAACUCACCAUCCUCAGCCCGUCUGCAGAGAACAACAAGAAGCUGUCCAACGGCCUGUUCAGGAACAACGCCAACAUGUCCGCCGGCCUGGACAGGAAACACAAGUCCAACAGCUUCCUGGAGCCGAUGAGCGUGGACGGCUUGUACGACUGCAUGAUGUAUGUUGGUCGGGUCGUGUUCCAGGUACCGGACUGGCUACACCACAUCCUGUCUGCCGGGCGGAUCCUCUUCAAGAACACGUUCGAGGCCUACAUGGAUCAGUACAUGCGGUCCAAGCUGGAGGCGGUCCUGCAGGAGCACCGCCUGGUGUCGCUCAUCACGCAGCUCCGAGAUGCAGUUUUCUGUGAGAGCGGCGAGCAGCAGACCGCUGAUGACAAACAGAACCGAGCCAAGAGGACCUUCGAGGAGAUGAAGAGAUACUUACCGGACCUGGUGGUGAAAUGUAUCGGUGAAGACGCCAGAACUGAAGGUGUUCAGCUUCUGUUCGACGCCCUGCAGCAGCCGCUCCUCAACAAGCAGAUGACCUACGUCCUGCUGGACAUCGCCGUGCUGGAACUCUUCCCUGAACUCAGCAAGCACGAAACAAAAGAAGCUUUCAUCGUCUGAUGGAGACGAGAGACAAAACUCUGGGUCCACUUCCUGAAAGACGGACGUCUUCUAACCUCCGUCUCCGAAAGAUUGCUGACCCUCACUACGUCCCAGUUCCUGUCUCUGACCCUCACUACGUCCCANUUCCUGUCUCUGACCCUCACUACGUCCCAGUUCCUGUCUCUGACCCUCACUACGUCCCACUUCCUGUCUCUGACCCUCACUACGUCCCAGUUCCCGUCUCUGAACCUCACUACGUCCCACUUCCUGUCUCUGAACCUCACUACGUCCCACUUCCUGUCUCUGAACCUCACUACAUCUCACUUCCUGUUCCUGUGGCUGCCCGAUCCGUCCCGGUAGCACAAUCCGUACUGUCAGCUCAUUUGCGCUAAAUGACAGACUUCUGGAAUGUGCUCGAUUUAUAAAAAAAAAAA